Messenger RNA from Saimiri boliviensis boliviensis (Bolivian squirrel monkey), 2005 nucleotides. RefSeq names its product cytochrome P450 family 2 subfamily C member 76 (gene CYP2C76). Gene Ontology annotation, biological process: xenobiotic metabolic process. Gene Ontology annotation, molecular function: oxidoreductase activity, acting on paired donors, with incorporation or reduction of molecular oxygen, reduced flavin or flavoprotein as one donor, and incorporation of one atom of oxygen; heme binding; iron ion binding. The record is from RefSeq and is a predicted model, not a curated record. Lineage: Eukaryota; Metazoa; Chordata; Mammalia; Primates; Cebidae. Gene Ontology annotation, cellular component: intracellular membrane-bounded organelle; cytoplasm.
UUUGUCUUCACAAAAUCUUUGGAUUCUUAUCUUUCAACUGCAUUUUCACAGAGCACAUCAAUGGAUCUCUUUAUCAUUCUGGCCAUUUGCCUUUCUUGUCUGAUUCUUCUUUUUCUGUGGAAUGGAAGCAAUGCUAAAGGAAAACUCCCACCUGGCCCAACUCCUCUCCCCAUUAUUGGAAAUAUUCAACAGUUAAAUAGUAAGAAUAUCAGCAAAUCCAUAAGCAUGCUGGCAAAAGAUUAUGGCCCUGUGUUCACUGUUUAUUUUGGCAUGAAGCCCACCGUGGUGUUGCAUGGAUACAAAGCAAUUAAGGAAGCACUGAUUGAUCAUGGAGAAGAAUUUUCUGGCCGAGGGAGUUUGCCAGUGGUAGACAGAAUUACCCAAGGAUUAGGAGUUGUUUUUAGCAAUGGAGAAAGAUGGAAGCAAAUCCGACGUUUCUCUCUCAUGGUUUUGAGGAAUAUGGGGAUGGGGAAAAAAACAAUUGAAGACCGAAUUCAAGAGGAAGCCUUGUGUCUGGUGGCAGCAUUAAAAAAAACCAAUGCAUCUCCUUGUGAUCCCACUUUUCUUCUGGGAUGUGUUCCCUGCAAUGUGAUCAGCACCAUCAUUUUUCAGAAUCGUUUUGACUACAGUGAUCCGAAAUUUCAAACCUUGAUCAAGUAUUUCAAUGAAAACUUUGAAAAUGUGAGCACCCCUUGGAUACAGCUCUACAAUGCUUUCCCCUUUUUACGGGUUCUCCCAGGAGGUCAUAAUGUGAUAUUUAAAAACCAUGCCUUGCAAGUAAAUUUUAUUUUGGAGAAGGUAAAAGAACAUCAAGAAUCUCUGGAUAUCAGUAAUCCUCGAGACUUUAUUGACUACUUUCUGAUUAAAAUGGAAAAGGAAAAACACAACAAACAGUCUGAAUUUACUAUGGACAACUUGGUUGCUACCAUAUGGGAUAUGUUUAGUGCAGGGACAGAGACAACGAGCACCACAAUGAGAUACGGACUCUUGCUCCUGCUGAAGCACCCUGAGAUCUCAGCUAAAGUGCAGGAAGAAAUCGAUCAAGUGGUUGGCAAAAACCGAAGCCCUUGCAUGCAGGACAGGAGCCGCAUGCCCUACACAGAUGCUGUGGUGCAUGAGAUCCAGAGAUACACUGACCUCGUCCCCACCAGCCUGCCCCAUGCAGUGACUCAAGAUACUCACUUUAGAGAGUACUUUAUUCCAAAGGGCACAACAAUAUUAACAGAUCUGAGUUCUGUCCUGAACGAUGACAAGGAAUUUCCCAAUCCAGAGAAGUUUGACCCUGGCCACUUCCUGGAUGAAAGUGGCAACUUUAAAAAGAGUGAUUAUUUCAUGGUUUUUUCAGCAGGAAAAAGAGCUUGUGCUGGAGAAGGCCUGGCCCGCAUGGAGCUGUUUUUAAUCCUGACCACCAUUUUGCAGAAUUUUACCUUGAAACCUCUAGUUGAUCCAAAGGAUAUUGACACCACCCCAGUUCACAAAGGGCUUGGCUCUGUACCACCCUCCUAUGAGCUUUGUUUCAUUCCAGUCUGACAAAAUGUCAGGCUGCUAGAGCAAGGCCCUUCAGUCUCAUGUAAAAAAAAGCCAGCUGUUUCCUGUCCUGUGUGUCAACCAUCAUCUACUCCUUCCUUAAAAGCAGGAAGGCCGUCUCUGAGCCUUAUCUCUUUUAAUUUUACCCAUCCUUCAAAAUCCAUUCCAAUUUUUCCUGUAUGAAAGAAAAUUUAUUUUUUCAUCUCCAAUAAAAUUCUACUUGUAACAGAAUCCUAAGAUGAUAAGCUACAUUGUAUCUGUAGUGCAUAUGAAAUGGAAAGCACUCUAUAAAUGCCGUAUUUGGCUUUGCUACCACAAAUGAAAAAAAUCAGAAAUUAUCUGAGAUUUUUUAAAAAGUUAAAAGUAUUAAAACAUGAACUUUGUUAAUCUCUCACUCCUGUCUAUGGGAAUGAUGUCUUGACGAUUAACUUGUAUACUUUGUCUUUUCCCAGUGUUUAUUAAAAUAUAAUUACAUGUG